Molecule: messenger RNA, 3717 nt
Organism: Endocarpon pusillum Z07020
Lineage: Eukaryota; Fungi; Ascomycota; Eurotiomycetes; Verrucariales; Verrucariaceae
Exons: 6
Coding region: 1-3717 (1238 amino acids)
Cellular component (GO): nucleus; cytoplasm
Molecular function (GO): protein binding; protein serine/threonine phosphatase activity
Source: RefSeq, a predicted model, not a curated record
AUGGGCCAACAGCAGUCUAAGCCCGAUGGGCCUAAGUCCUCCAAAAAUGCUUCAUCGUCGAACCUGAGCGGCCCUUCGAACAAUCUACAGUCCUAUCCAUCAUUCAGCAAAUCGGAUACCAAAGAAUCUUCGAGGUCGUUGAGGGGUUCCAUAAGAUCGAAAAUACCAGGCAGCUCAAAACUGGACAAGCAGGAGAGUCCUCGAGAUACAGCCGGAGGUAUUGAUGGGCCCAAUUUCGACAGAACUGAUACUGGCUCGGUAAGGUCCACUACUAGAUCUGCGCGCCGUGGAUCCACUUCUUCCGCUCAAUCGCCAGUUACAACCACGACAGACGGCGACGACGAAAACCCAUCACCACGAUCCGGCUCUCCUGUAAGUGGAAGGCCACCAUCUCCAACCCAGUCCAAGACGAUAGGGCAGCGACACAAAGAUGUUAGCGGCGCUCAAAGGUCUGGAGAGGUGGGUGCUGUCUCCGAAGACGCCCCUGGCUCUAAUAUCCAUCCAUUUGCCCAUCACCAGAAGCCGGGAAAUUCUAUACUUGUCAAGAAUGAGAAUCAGAUCAAUCCUCGAGCUUCUGACACGAAGAGCUACCUGAAAGCAAAACUUGCAGAGUCAUUGCCCGGGACUUCGCCCGGGGGCAUGGGCAUGAACGCUCUAGAAGAUGUCGAUCUGGACGAUAUGAUCACGCGCUUACUAGACGCCGGUUAUUCCACCAAAGUCACCAAGGCGGUUUGUCUCAAAAAUGCGGAAAUUACUGCCAUCUGCACCAAAGCCAGGGAAGUGUUACUCUCACAGCCUGCGCUGAUCGAGCUGUCUCCGCCAGUCAAGAUCGUUGGAGAUAUUCACGGCCAGUAUAAUGAUUUGAUCCGGCUCUUUGAGAUGUGUGGUUUCCCUCCCAACUCGAAUUACUUGUUCCUGGGAGACUAUGUGGAUCGUGGUAAGCAAAGUCUGGAAACGAUUCUUCUUCUGCUGUGCUACAAACUCAAGUUUCCAGAAAACUUUUUCAUACUUCGUGGCAAUCAUGAGUGUGCUAAUGUCACGCGAGUAUAUGGAUUUUACGACGAAUGCAAAAGGAGAUGCAAUAUCAAGAUCUGGAAGACUUUUGUUGAUACAUUCAAUUGCUUGCCCAUUGCAGCAAUUGUAGCGGGAAAGAUUUUCUGCGUCCAUGGUGGUCUGUCUCCGAGUCUGCAGCAUAUGGACGACAUUCGACAGAUUGCACGACCCACGGAUGUGCCUGACUAUGGACUGCUUAACGACCUCCUUUGGAGCGACCCAGCUGACAUGGAUCAAGAUUGGGAAUCGAAUGAAAGGGGUGUCAGCUAUUGCUUUGGCAAGAAUGUCAUCAUCGACUUCCUUGCACGACAUGAUUUUGAUCUAGUUUGUCGAGCUCAUAUGGUGGUAGAAGAUGGAUACGAAUUCUUCAAUGAUCGGGUAUUGGUCACUGUUUUCUCUGCACCUAACUACUGCGGAGAAUUUGACAACUGGGGAGCGAUCAUGUCUGUAUCUGAUGGCCUGCUUUGCAGCUUUGAGCUUCUCAAACCUCUCGAUUCCAGUGCCUUGAAGAAUCACAUCAAGAAGGGGAGAAACAAACGCAACAGCAUGCUCAAUAGUCCUUUGUGGAGCAUUGAAGCAAAUGGCGAAGACAGAAAGCUCACAUACCUCUCCACCUUGGUCAGGCAUUCCCAAUCUAUCAAUGUUGUACGAUUCUGUCCGAAAGGUGAAAUGCUUGCCUCUGCCGGAGAUGAUGGCAACGUAAUCCUCUGGGUCCCUUCGGAUGUUCCUGUAACCACGCUGGGAGAAGAGCAUGUCGAGGACAAAGAGACGUGGAGGGUGAAACACAUGUGCAGAUCCUCGACUGGAGCCGAGAUAUACGACCUUGCCUGGUCACCAGAUGGAGUGUUCUUCAUUACCGGGGGUGUGGAUAAUACUGCAAGAAUAUUCAAUGCUCAAACCGGCCAAUUGGUGCGCCAAAUCUCUGAGCAUAGUCACUACGUUCAAGGGGUCGCCUGGGAUCCGCUCAACGAGUACAUCGCAACACAGUCGUCAGAUCGUUCCGUGCAUAUAUAUGGACUGAAACUCAAAGACGGAACCUGCACGCUUUCGAAUCAUGGGAAAUUUCAAAAGAUCGAUUUGCCUGGCCGGCGAAUCUCUUCACACAGUCCAGCUCCGUCUGAUAUAGGUCAUCGUCCUUCGACCCUGAGUGAGGCUCACCGCCAUUCGACGUCGGGCGAAGGUCAUCGCCCUUCAAAUGCAAGCGAGAAGCUUGCCAACACAUCUCCUGCACCUUCAAAUCCUGGGACACCUCUCGCUACUCCGCUCCCGAUGGAUCCCCCAACAAUCUCCCACAGUCGUCGAUCGUCGUUUGGUUCGUCGCCGUCUUUCCGACGAUCAGCAUCACCAGCACCUGGACCUUCACUUCCGCUUCCCGCAAUUCGCCCAGAGAUCUCCUCGCCUAGCUUGAACGCAGCUAUGGGAUUGGGGGUGAGGAAUACCAAUAUCUAUCACAGCGAGACCCUGACAUCGUUCUUUCGGCGUCUCACAUUUGCCCCCGACGGAAGUCUUCUCUUCACCCCUUCGGGCCAAUACAAAGCAUCUCAUCCAUCAACAGCAGACCCUUCCAAAACGGUCGACGAGGUCUCAAAUACUGUCUACAUAUAUACACGUGCGGGCUUCAACAAGCCACCUGUUGCUCACCUGCCGGGCCACAAGAAACCCUCUGUCGCGGUGAAAUGCUCACCGAUCUUCUACACUCUCCGUCAAAAUCCAAAGCCAACCACGCAAUUCAAUAUAGACACUUCUGCAGCUGAUUUGGACAUACCGCUUCUUCCUGACCCUGUAGUGCCAACCCAAUCAUCGUCCGUCAUGGAGCCUCCUGCAGCAGUCUCCUGCAGUGUCACAAGCGAGCCAUCUAGACCGCAAUCAUCACCAAAACCUUCUGAUUUGGAUGUUCCGGUCACAGGCCUCAGCCAAGCUUUUUCACUCCCGUAUCGGAUGGUGUAUGCUGUUGCAACUCAAGACGCAGUACUUGUGUAUGAUACCCAGCAGCAGACUCCUAUCUGUGUUGUCAGCAACCUUCACUUUACGACAUUCUCGGAUCUGAGCUGGUCUAAUGAUGGUCUGACACUAUUGAUGUCCUCGACGGACGGCUAUUGCUCAACGCUCGCAUUUACUCCUGGCGAGCUUGGUCAAGUCUACUUGGGGCCGCAUCCCACAAUGAGCCAUCCAACCAUCACCACCCUUGCCGCCGCUACAACCACUGUACCGACGCCUAUCAAUACCUCCUCGCCAUCCCUGACCAAGGCUUCUCCUGCCAUUGCUCCAUCACUUCCAUCCCCUGCUGCUCCAUUCUUCCCAUUAAGGCCAGGUAGUCCAGCACGAUCAAAUUCGCAGUCAUCUAUUGCCACCAUGUCUUCCGUUCAAACUCCAGCAGUAACGAACAACCCUACACCGACCAUGAGCCACGUACCUAUGGUUACUGCCGCGAAUUCGUCUGGGCCCGUCGGCCUACCGCAGCCAACUCCUCCACAGACUCCAAUGGCUGGUGGACACAGUGCAACCAGCUCCGUCAGUGGGAGUGUGCUGGGAAAGAGGGAUAUUGGUGGGGCCAGCGAAAGUGAGAAGGAAGACGGGCAACCCAAGAAGCGGAGGAUAGCUCCCACGUUAGUAAGUGGCGCUACUGUACCACCAGCAGCAGAGAAGGAACAGAAUAAAAGCUAG